This is a messenger RNA of Trichosurus vulpecula (common brushtail), 6062 nucleotides long. It is a transcript of the gene MTMR4, whose product is annotated as myotubularin related protein 4. Lineage: Eukaryota; Metazoa; Chordata; Mammalia; Diprotodontia; Phalangeridae. The record is from RefSeq and is a predicted model, not a curated record. The coding region runs from base 217 to 3858 and encodes 1213 amino acids. Gene Ontology annotation, molecular function: metal ion binding; phosphatidylinositol-3,5-bisphosphate 3-phosphatase activity; protein phosphatase binding. Gene Ontology annotation, biological process: regulation of autophagy; dephosphorylation. The transcript is spliced from 18 exons.
AUUGUGGAAAGGAGGGGAGGAAGGGGAGGGAAGGAACAGGAGGCCCCUAGCUUGGCGCUCCCUGGCUCUUGCUGCUGCUGCCCUCGGUGCUGGUGCUGCUGCCGUUGCAGUCUCUUUCGGGCCCUAUAGCCGGGAUGCUGUGGGUGCCCCAGGCUGGUGGAAGGGCAGCGGCUAAGGCUUCGGGGAGAUGCACGCUGGCCCCAGCUGCCUGCGACCAUGAGCCUGACUGCCCGAGUCUCCUGCUCAAUGCUCAGCUGCUUUGGUGAGGAGGGGCCCCCCAGCCUGGAGUAUAUCCAAGCCAAGGAUCUGUUUCCCCCCAAGGAACUAGUGAAGGAAGAAGAGAAUCUGCAGGUACCCUUCACAGUGCUGCAGGGGGAGGGGGUAGAGUUCCUCGGCCGGGCAGCCGAUGCCCUCAUUGCUAUCUCCAACUACCGGUUACACAUCAAGUUCAAAGACUCGGUUAUUAACGUGCCCUUGCGGAUGAUUGACAGUGUGGAGAGCCGGGACAUGUUUCAGCUGCACAUUGCCUGCAAGGAUUCCAAGGUGGUGAGGUGCCACUUUUCUACUUUCAAGCAGUGCCAAGAGUGGUUGUCAAGGCUGAGCCGAGCCACAGCAAGACCUGCCAAACCCGAGGACCUUUUUGCCUUUGCCUACCAUGCCUGGUGCCUGGGUUUGACUGAAGAGGAGCAGCACACCCACCUUUGCCAGCCAGGAGAGCACGUACGAUGCCGGCAGGAGGCAGAGCUGGCGAGGAUGGGGUUUGACCUGCACAACGUCUGGAGAGUCUCACACAUCAACACCAAUUACAAGCUGUGUCCUAGUUACCCCCAGAAGCUGUUGGUUCCUGUGUGGAUCACUGAUAAGGAGUUAGAGAACGUGGCUUCUUUCCGUUCCUGGAAGCGGAUCCCUGUUGUCGUGUAUAGGCACUUGCGCAAUGGGGCUGCGAUUGCCCGCUGUAGCCAGCCAGAGAUCAGCUGGUGGGGUUGGCGCAAUGCUGAUGAUGAGUACCUGGUUACAUCUAUUGCCAAAGCCUGUGCCCUGGAUCCUGGGGUGAGGGCAGCUGGGGGUGUCCCUUUCAAUGGGAACAGUGAGGGAAGUGAAACAUGUGAUGCUGACUUCGAUUCCUCUCUUACAGCAUGCUCUGGAGUGGAAAGCACUGGAGCACCCCAGAAGCUGCUCAUCUUAGAUGCUCGAUCCUACACAGCAGCAGUGGCUAACCGGGCCAAGGGUGGAGGCUGUGAAUGUGAAGAGUACUAUCCCAACUGUGAAGUGGUGUUCAUGGGAAUGGCCAAUAUCCAUUCCAUUCGGAACAGCUUCCAGUACCUUCGAGCUGUCUGCAGUCAGAUGCCGGACCCUAGCAACUGGCUGUCAGCAUUGGAGAGCACCAAAUGGCUGCAGCACCUGUCAGUGAUGUUGAAGGCAGCAGUGCUGGUGUCAAACACGGUGGACCGGGAGGGCCGGCCGGUUCUGGUGCAUUGUUCAGAUGGCUGGGACCGUACUCCCCAGAUUGUAGCCCUGGCGAAGAUUCUAUUGGAUCCCUACUAUAGGACUUUGGAGGGCUUCCAAGUGUUGGUGGAGUCUGACUGGCUGGACUUUGGUCACAAAUUUGGUGAUCGAUGUGGUCACCAAGAAAAUGCAGAGGAUCAGAAUGAACAGUGCCCAGUGUUUCUCCAGUGGCUUGAUUCGGUUCACCAGCUGCUUAAGCAGUUCCCUUGUCUGUUUGAAUUUAAUGAAGCCUUCUUGGUAAAACUGGUACAGCACACAUACUCUUGUCUGUAUGGCACAUUCCUGGCCAACAACCCAUGGGAGCGAGAGAUGCGCAACAUUUAUAAACGGACCUGUUCUGUGUGGUCCCUCCUCCGAGCAGGCAACAAGAAUUUCCACAACUUUCUUUAUGUUCCGGGUUCGGAGCUGGUCCUCCAUCCUGUGUGUCAUGUGCGGGCUCUGCACCUCUGGACAGCUGUGUACCUUCCAGCAUCAUCUCCAUGCACACUUGGGGAAGAUAGCAUGGACCUUUACCUUCCUCCAGUAACUCAGAGUCAGGAAUUCACUGGCCGAUCUCUGGAUAGGUUACCUAAAACAAGGUCCAUGGAUGACCUGUUUUCUGCCUGUGACACCAGCAGUGCACUGAUUCGGACUUCUAGUGAUCCCAACCUAAAUAACCACUGUCAGGAAGCCAGGGCAGGCCUGGAGCCCUGGCACAGUAAUUCUGAAGGAACAGAUAUACCCUUAGUAGAACAUGGGCCAGGUGGCCCUCAACAGCCAGUGGAGGAACUGGGCCAUCUUCAGCCCAGCAACCAAAAAGACUGCUUGAGCAAUAAUACUUUGAAGAAUCACAAAAACUGUUCCCCCAGUUACAAAUUAUUAAAUAGCAUGGUACUACAGCAAGCAAAGAGCCACCCCUGUGAUCCUGAAAUCAAAGACCUGGAAGAAACCAAGGACUCUGAAACAGUUGCAAGCCCUCCUGUUCUGGACAAGCUUUGUAGGACUUACGAUGAUGUUGGAGAAUGUACAACUACACACGGUCCCGAGAAAAAUGCUGCCAAGAUGCUCUCCCAGGUUGUUUCCUCUGAAUGUAAUGGAAUCUUUAAACUUCCGGAGUCCUUCUCUCAGGAUUCCCCUCCUGAUCAAGGCAUUCUUGAACAAGCUCCCCUAGACCCCAUGCCAGGCGUGCCCUACAAAGAUGCUCCAGACCCCAGUAUAGGUAUCUUUCAUAACCCACCAAGUAUUGCCUGCCAAACUCUUCCAGACCCACUCCUGGGUCCCCCUUGCCAAGACCUUUCAGACUCUGUGUCAAAUAUCACCCAGGAGCAGCAGCUGAAUACUCAGCUAGAUCCUGCCCACUGGGAGGAAGAUGAUGGUCAAAGAGGGAAAGUUAGAAAUGGGCCAUUGUGGGAGAAUCUUCGCUUUGGCAAAGGGCCAUUGGAAUUGGUCCGAAAGCCAAUUUCCCAGAGCCAGACAAGUGAAUUUUCAUUUUUGGGAUCCAACUGGGACAGUUUCCAGGGAAUGGUGACUUCACUCCCAAAUGGGGAGACCCCUAGACGUCUGCUUUCUUAUGGCUGUUGUAGUAAGAGGUCAAACAAUAAGCAGAUACGGGGGUCAGGGACCUAUGUUGGUGGCCAGUGGGCUCAGAGAGAAUGUGUGAAGUCACCUGUUUGUUCUAAGCAUUCCAGUGGACACUGUACUGGCUCAGGAGGAAAAAACAGCCGGACACGGCUAUCUGGUCCCUCCAAGCAGGUGUCUAGUACAAAGCCUAUUCCAGUGAGUUGCCCUUCUCCGGUGCCUCCUCUCUACUUGGAUGAUGAUGGCCUACCCUUCCCCACGGAUGUGAUCCAGCACAGAUUGCGGCAAAUUGAAGCAGGGUACAAACAAGAAGUAGAGUUGCUGCGGAGGCAGGUGCGUGAACUCCAGAUGAGGCUGGACAUCCGUCACUGCUGUGCCCCUGCAGCAGAGCCACCCGUGGACUACGAGGAUGACUUUACGUGUUUGAAAGAGUCUGAUGGCAGUGACACAGAGGAUUUUGGCUCUGAUCACAGUGAGGAUUGCCUUUCAGAAGCAAGCUGGGAACCUGUUGAUAAGAAAGAAACUGAGGUGACUCGUUGGGUUCCAGACCAUAUGGCAUCUCACUGCUAUAACUGUGACUGUGAAUUCUGGCUGGCCAAAAGGAGACACCACUGCAGAAAUUGUGGGAAUGUGUUCUGUGCUGGAUGCUGCCACCUGAAGCUGCCCAUUCCUGAUCAACAGCUCUAUGACCCAGUUCUUGUCUGUAACUCAUGUUACGAACACAUCCAAGUGUCACGUGCCAGGGAACUCAUGAGCCAACAUCUGAAGAAACCCAUUGCUACAGCUUCUAGCUGAAUGCCAGUGGAGACCACCUGUCUAAUUUUAGCAGGUUUGAAGGGAGGAUCUGCUUCAGGUAUAGUUUUGAAGGUUCCUUGGUGUGGCUCAUGAACACAAAGUUCGAAGACACCGUCUUGCGAAGUCCUCCUUGGUACCAUCAGACUGGAGCAGAGAAAUUCCAAUUUGGCAGAGUGUCCUCUAAUGGUGAGAACCUCACCUUGGUGUAAAAGGUUCUGCUCCAGACUUUUAGGUCUGGAGCUUUAAGGUUAUGUAGGUGACACCAACUUUUUUCACCUGGGGGGGGUGGGUCAUAAGAUGAUGAUGUCAAAGGUACUGCCUGGUGCAAAGUGCCCCAAACAGCAAUAGAAAGACAUGUUUAUAACCAAACUCCAAGUGGCAACUCAGCUCCCAUUUCUCCACCCUGAAAAAGCAGAUUAUAAUGUAAGCUGGGAGUUUCUAUCUUAUCUGAGAUGAUCUCCACAGCAUACCUCUGUGCUCUGUGUCUGUGCAUGAAGGCUCAGUCGUUAGAGACACUCCAGUGUAGCUGCAUUAGUUCUGUCUUUCUGUGGAGUUUGGUUUGAAGAAUGCUUUGGCAAAAGGUGAAGUUGGAUGUUUUUGGUUCUUGGCUCAUGAGCUGGCAGUAUGGGGGAUACUAAGUGUAGAAGAAAUUAGGAGCAAAACUUCAUUUUGGAGCAGAGCCAAUCUCUCUUGAUAUCCAGUCCCAACAUAGAUGAGUUCUUUGAGCUGUGAAAGCAGUAGACUCAAUCACCCAGUGGUCAGCUCUGAAGGUAUGAGCUGUAAAAAAUGAGGAGAUGGGAGAAAGUAAAAAUCCAUUUGUGGAGGUGUCUGUUGGUUUGUUCAGUGCCCUUUUUGCCUGACUUCUCCCAGUCAUCCUGGUGCUAACACAGGAACUACACCCUGAUCCUCUCCUGGCAUGAACGUAGAAAAAAAUAUUCCAAUGUUGCUCUUCCCUUGGCUACUGCCUCCUCUGGGUCACACUGCUCUUUAUCCUGAACACUUGACACCUUGAGGGUAGAAUUUAGUGUUUGGUUUUUACCUCCUGGAAUAUACUGUUUGGUAUGUGAGGGUUUCAGAACAAAUGCUGCUGUCUAUUUCUGUGCACUUAACAAUGGAACCCAAACAGAGGAGGAUAUAGCAUUGAUACCAAAAUUUGGAGAGAGAAAUGCAGGUCCAUUUGGACUGUACAUUCUGUUCUUUUCAUCGUAACAUGUACCAGUGGCACUUAACCAAAAGAUACAGUGAUAUAGCCAUGUCCUGUAGUAUCUAUGUUUGUGGGACAGAUACAGUCUCCUUGGUCCAUAAUGAAACCACUUCCCAGAGUUCCUCUUGGACUUCCUCUACUCUUUAGUUAGUGGGUAUACAACAAAGCAUUAUAUCUAAGCUGAUCCUGUUCGAAAGGCUGGGAUAACAGUUUCUUUGACUGUUUCUAUGUUGCUUCCUAGAAUUUUAUCUCCAAGACUUUUUACUUUUUCAUUUUUGAGAAAACUAACUAGGAUCUGCAUUUAGGAAGAGAAUAAUUAGAAGUCCUGACCUAUUCUUGAUUCCUACAGAGAAGUAUCAAUGCUGUUUUUAUUCUGACCAUGUGCUAAUGCCAUGGGUGUAAGGAAAACACAAUGGUAUAUUAGGUCAAAGUAGCAGAGGAUUUGGGGUUGUUUUUUUUUUUUUUAACAUUUUACAUGAAGGAGUUGAAUAAUGGAGACUCCAGUGUAGGAGACUCCUGAGGCCACUGAAAAAGUAACAAACCGUUGACUCCUUAUGUAGUAUGUAGUCUGAUACAUAAAAUUCUGUGAAGUACUCUCUGGUCUUUUAAAUUGAAAGUUGAGUGGCUUUUUAAUUGUUUGACCUGUUUUUCAUUUACAUUUUACUUUGCCCAUGCACAGUUCUGUACUUUUUAUGGUGGUCUGUAAAUUCAGAAAGCAAAAAGACUGUGGUAAUAUGUGAAAAGAGGAGACUGUAUCUGUCCGCUCUGUGUGGCUGUUUUGAGGGACUGUACCAUACAGUGAGUUAAACUGCAUGGUAUUAAAGAGAGACACUCGGGGGCCUCCAGCUCAGCUAUGUUCAUCAAAGACUCCUUUCAGAGCUCUUGUGGGUGUAAAGUAAUAUGAUGUGGCCAAAAAUCCAAACUGUUUAGUCGCAUUGUGACAAACAUGAAAUGUGCUGUAAAAACUCAAUACAGUUUAAAUAAAAUCUCUAUAUUAGUG